AAUUGAAACAAUCAUAUGAGUGGAGAUAAGGUGAUAAUAGUUCAAAAAUCAGAAUGUCAUUUCUCCACUUUCACAAGAGUGAAAUUAAUUAAACAGCUAAAAUGGCUUCCAAUUUUGAGACUUCAAUUCAUAGGGGAUCAGAUUUGUUCUUUGACUUUUCUUGUUACACUUGUAAGGGAAAUGACAGAAACACAGAGGCUGAAUUUUACUGCGAGGACUGUUGCAAGAUUUACUGUGGCAAAUGUUUGGAGCACCAUAACUUUCUUUAUCAGAAGCAUGUAACUUUGGACAAGAAAAACUUCAGUAAGUGGCCAGUUUCUGAUGCAACAUUUGAUGUUCUAGAGCAAUGUGAGGUGCACAAGAACAGGAAAUUGGAAACAUUCUGUGAGGACCACAGUGCGCUGAUGUGCACAGUAUGUCAUGUCUACAAUCAUAAAAAAUGCAGCCAUUUUGUUCUCAUAGCUGAUAAAGUGAAAGACCUGCACCAAAAAGGGGAAUUCAAGCAGUUGUCAGCGACUCUUGAUACUUUACAUAGACAGUUGAUUAUGAAGAAAGAUGACCUUGAGGAAAGUCUGAAGUCCCUGGAACAAGCCUACAAUACAAUUCUGGAAGAAAUCAAUGCUUUACGCAAGGCAAUCAAUGAUUCUUUGGAUCAACUGGAGAGGAAUACCAUCAAGGAGCUAGACACACUACUGGCUAAAUUGAGAACAUCUAUUCAAACUGAUAAUGCAAACUGCAAUGAGUCAAUCAAAAAGAUGACAUCUGUUAAAGAAGAUUGGCUUACUAUGAAAGGCAAAAGUGAAGCAAUCCAAAUGAUUAUUUACAGAAAAUGCUUGGACAUGUCUCUCAAGACCAAAGCAGUUUUACAAGAAAUGACAGUAGAGAAUGACAUAACACUGAGCUUUACACCUGAUCCAAUCAUCCUUCAAACCAUGGCCACUCUUUCAGGAUUAGGACAAAUACUCACAGAAAACAGAGUAACCAAAGAGACAAAACCUGAAGCAUGUUGUGCACUACCCAUCAAAAGUGAUCCUGAAAUCCAAGCAAGUGAAACUAACAAGCAAGACCUGGUUACCAGUCCAGUAUUAGUAUUAGGAACACCCAGACAAGCAGAAAUUGCAAACCAAACAAGUGCUCUUAACAAACUAGAUACAAUUUCCAAUCAAGCAUCAGUACCACAUAAACAGUAUCAUACAGUAACAUCAAGUUCAUCAACCCAGUUGGUCCAAAGAUAUCUAUCAAGUGCACAUGACAAGUCUGAUCCAAACCAAAUCAUCAGAAUGAACAGAAUGAAGACAAGUAAGAUGUAUAAUGUUAAGAUAGAGAAGGAUUCUGAGUAUAGCUGGUGCUAUAUAACAGGUAUCUGUGAGAUAGCUACUGGAGAACUCCUGAUCACAAACAACAGAAAAGUUAAGCUGUUGGAUCAGACCAUGAAGGUGGUGACCCACUAUGACUUGCCUAGUAACCCAUUGUCCACUUGCAGCAUCGACUCAAGUCUGGUGGCUGUUGCUAUGUAUAUCAAAGAGAUCAUUUUCAUCAGAGUGACCAAUCGUAAGCUGGUAAAGGACAGAACUAUGGAAUUCCAACAUUUAUGCCAUAGUAUUGCCCAUCACCAGGGCAAUCUGUUCAUUACAACAGUCACAGCUCUGUACCAAUACACUGUGGAUGGAAGACUCCUGAGAAAGCUGUAUGAAGAUACAAGGGGAACAUGGACAGGUUACUGUUUCAGCAUUUAUGUGAAAAACAAGAUAAUGAAAGUUGGCACCUGUGCAGUGAGUCCAGAUGGAGAGAGGAUAUAUGUGACUAACUAUGACAAUAAGCUAGUCACACUGUCCAGGGAUGGUACAGUGAUCUCCACACUGUCUGACCCUGCACUGAUGUGGGGGGAAAACAAACCUGGCCUCCAUGUGACAGACACAGGACAGGUUCUGGUAUGUGGAGGCUGGUCCAACACAAUCAUCCAGGUGGACACAGAUGGGGGACAGAGACUUGCAGAUGUGGUCACAGAGAAGGAUAAUGUGAGAAAACCAACAUGUGUCUACUACAGUAAACAUACAGGAAUUCUAGUUGUGGGAAUGUCGGGUGAUAAUUGCAUUUUGGUGUUCAGCACAUGCUGAAUCUUUGAAUAGUUGAUAUGUCAUGAUUUAAAUAUGAUAUUAAAUGUUUGGGAUAGAAGAUAUUCAAGAAAUUAACAUAUGAAAGCGUUCCCAUGAAAAAGCACUCUCUCCAUAACAAUAUCAAAGUGAGUUAAAUAUGGUCAUAUACUAAUAAGUUCAUUAGAAACUUUUUUUGAUUGGAAUAUCUAUAUAAUCUACUACUAUUUUGUUUGGGAGAAUCAGUUUUUGUUAUACCUGUUGUUAUAAAUUUUAUUGUAUAUUAUUGUUCACAAUUGUAUCUGUGAAGUACUGUUAUAAAUAUUGACUUAAUGAGUCAAUAUGUUAAGUAUUGUUUGAUCUCUUAAAUUAGCACGAUAUUAAAUAAAAGUGAUCAUCAAAAAAACAACAAGAAUUAAGCCUAUUUUACACAGAUGCCCUGCUAUAUGCCAAUGGAGGAUUGGGUGGACAGACAUUAUGAGAAUUAUUUGUUUAAAUUAACGAGAUGAAAAAAUGCCCUGAUGCACUCCCCUGAGACAUUAAGAAAUAGAGACAGGGCCCUCAAUCUAUUAAAUCUGCCGCCGAAAUUCAGCGGCAGUCCCCCACCUGAAAAGUAUACUUUUCUCCCCUUUUGGGGGGUAAAAAUUCCCCCUAAAAAAAUAAAAUAAGAUGUGUCUCAUGAUUAUUAUAUCUCAAUUCUAUUUCAAUUUAAUCUUUGCAAACAUACUAAAUUAUGAAAAAUGCAAUGAAUAUAGUGCAAACAUGUACAAAUGUAAUAAUGAGAGAGUAAGUAAAAAAAUCCCCUAAAAGGGAAACGCCGCGAAAAUUCCCCCUCCUAAGGGCUGCCGACCCCUUCCCCCAAAGUAGUGUGAGGGAUGCUGAGAGAAUAAUAGGUUAGUGUUGAUUACAGUUCAGGUUUAUCAUGCGAGGCUUAGAAAACAAAAAGCACGAGCCUUGGCGAGUGCUUUUUCGUUUUCAGGCUGAGCAUGAUAAACCUGAUCUAUAAUCAACACUAAUUUUUAUUCUAUUUAUCCCACUUUUUAUUUUGUAAACCUUUUUAUUUAAACAAAAUUAGUUUGACUGGAUAAUUUCGCUGGAUUUAUGACGUCAUUUCGUCGAAAUAUUGACGUCAUUUCCUGCCGUUGAUUAUAGAUGAUAUUUAAUCAACAGGGCUUUAAUCAAACGAAUUCGCUGUAAAAGUGGGAUAAAAUUAAUUGAUCUGCUUUUUUAUGUUUGUAUAAUAUAUGUGACUUCUGACAAAGCAUUUUUACACUUUAUGCAAAAGAAUUUAUAAGGGAAGCGAUACAGUUGUAUUGAUAUCAUAAAUGUUGUUCCCAAGUUAGAAAAUAAGGCAAAGGAUCCUGUUUGGCCAACCGUUUUGAAUCAUAAAAUAAAAGCUGGAACAUGUACUAUCAUGUCAUAUCAGGAAAACUGCGUCACCUCAUUGCAGCCAUGUAUCUUAUAUAGAAAUGUUUAGACUUUCUUGAGAAAUGUAUGCUCAUAUACAAAUAAAAGUUCUGAAGCCAGUUGCAUGAUGAUUGUGAGUAAACAUGUGAUUUCUU
Molecule: messenger RNA, 3655 nt
Organism: Dreissena polymorpha
Lineage: Eukaryota; Metazoa; Mollusca; Bivalvia; Myida; Dreissenidae
Exons: 5
Coding region: 102-2117 (671 amino acids)
Biological process (GO): positive regulation of DNA-templated transcription
Cellular component (GO): nucleoplasm; chromatin
Molecular function (GO): ubiquitin-protein transferase activity; zinc ion binding; protein binding
Source: RefSeq, a predicted model, not a curated record